Molecule: messenger RNA, 3191 nt
Organism: Alexandromys fortis (reed vole)
Lineage: Eukaryota; Metazoa; Chordata; Mammalia; Rodentia; Cricetidae
Product: vomeronasal secretory protein 1-like
Exons: 7
Molecular function (GO): small molecule binding
Source: RefSeq, a predicted model, not a curated record
UGUUUCCAAACAGGCAUGGCUGUGGCCUCCUCACCUUAGGGGCCAGAGUUGUGCUUGAGCAACAAGCAGCUGCAAUCGUUGAGUGAUUUUCACAAGCCAUCUGUGGCUGGCAUAAGGGAAGUCUGGCUGGCUGCUUGAUUGACAGUCCUUCGCUCAAGGCAUGCAGGACACCAGGGAAGAGUCUAACAGCUAGCUGUCAAUUAGGGAUUCAAAUCACCGCCCCCUAAUGUCUUCACAGGAAAACUAACAUCAGAAGGAAUGCUUAUAUUAGUAAUUUACUGUUCACAGUCAUCGUGACUCAAACAAUAUGUAGCAGUUAUUCACACCUGUCAAGCAGUCCCCAGUCUCUCAGUAUCUCAGAUGCCAUCCCUGAUACAGCUUAGAAGACCUGAGCCUGGAGUUGGCUAAGCCGCAGAGUGCCCAGGGAGUUGUGUUGAUCCAUGCAAAAGACAGAUCUCUGGUGGUCUAUGGCAGGGGACACUCGGGUCCACCCCAGUCAGUGUGGGGUCCUCAGAACUGGUAAAACUCUGAGGUUCCUACCUAUACUGUUUUUUUUUCUUCUUGGGCCAGGAGCAGCCCAUGAAGACCACCAUCCAAGACAGGAAUCUAGACCCACCAGGAAUCUACGUCAUCAGUCCCUCAUCACUCUGAAUCUACUUUCUGCUCUGGAAGCUGCAAUUCUGGUUCCUUUGUAGACUUUAAACAAUGCAGUUAGUGGGGAUAAAGCUGUCUAUAUGUUUCUAGUGUUCCUGCCUUCACUAUGUGUGCAAGGGAGAGCAUUAAGACAUUAUCCAUCAGUCUGUGACCUACUGGGUCUUAACCCAAGCCUCCAUCACACUGACGCUACUGAGAAUGAAUACAAAGGCAUCUUGGUUCCCUCAGAUGACCUUGAGUGUUUUGGCUCAUGAGUAUCAGGCAGCUAUGGAAGACUUUCAGGGAUCCAGAACAUAUGUGCUCUCAAGUUCUGGCAGGAGGCAGGGCGCCUGUCUGUCAGUAGGAGAAAGUCACAGAAGGGAAGCCAGAGACUUCCACUCAGAGGCUGGAACCCGCCUCUUAUUCCUUGCCUGACAGGCACUGGCUCUGUGCCUUCCUACCUGGAUGAUGACCCCAUGUGGAGAGCAAGUCCUGGGCCUAGGGGCAUAAAGACCUUUGGAAGGGCAUUGCAUCCCCUGCUGGUUGCUGGCUCAGUCUGAGGUCCCAGGAUAGGCAGCCAAGCUAGGAGCCUCCAUGGUCCAAGUUAAGCGAACAUGGCUAUUCUGUGGGAGAGCAGGAGAGCUUCAGGGCAGAGGGCACACAGUGAAUGCCACCGAAAACUAGCUUAGUGACUGAAGUUCUUACUAAUUUGUGCUGAAGGCACAGACAAUAGGAACGUCUGAGGCAGGGGAAUUGCGUGAUUAAAGGCUCAGGACCAGGUAAUAGCAAUCAGAGGGAGCCCUUCUGGGUGCCAUGGUGACUCUGGCCUGGUCCCCUCUCUCAGAGUUUCUACCAGUUCCGCUAAUCUGCAAGGCCAAGCAGAAACCCCUGAGAAUGCUGUAGGGCUGACCGCUAGCCUCAUGAGACAGUGCGGUUCAGCGACCCGUGACUGUGAGCUCUGAACGAGAUAAUCAAGAAUUAGGGUGACCUAAAUCCACUAACAGGAUUGAGUUACAGGCAGUCAGAGAGGCUUUGGGGCUGAGGAGAGACUAGGUAAAGACAGGCAGAACUUUGGUAAGGACACCAUGGGUAGAGAGCCUUGGGGGCAGUAUGGCUCUGGUCUAGCUUCACAUCCUCCAGCCUCCAGAACGGAGGGGAACGGAAGUGAGGUGCUGAAGGCCAGGUUGGAGGGCUUUGUAACAGAAGCCCCAGGCAGCUCCUGCCAGUGCUCUGAGGAAGAGAAGGCCAGGAAGGAGAGGGUAUGGACAGCACAUCUAGAAGGACACCUCAGUAACCUGACUGAACCCUGAGUCAAAAGGUUGGACCUACAGGAGACCCAGGGGCAAAGUUCCCAACAGAACAGCAGGUGCCGGGCUCAUGGGGCUGACUUGGUGCACACAGGGUGGAACAGGUCUGAAAUCCUGCUCUUUCUCGCGUUCUGACACCCCCCUCCCCGCCCCAGUAACUGCCGGGUGGCCCUUGCAGUUCUCCAGAUUCAGACAACAGAUCAACGGUGAUUAUGAGGAGGGUUGGGAAGAAGCAUAUGACUCUUGGAAUUCUGCCCACACGAACCUCGGACAGUGUGGAGGCUUGUCACUUCCCCCGAGUUCCUAAUUAUCCCUCAGCUUCUUUGGACUCCAAACAGUGGCUGACACUUUGGAAUGGCCUGUGGCCUGUUGAUCUCUUGAAGUCUUAACAAGCCGUUAUACAAAACACCGACAUUCUCCUUGCCAGCUGGCUGUGGGCAUAACUCAGAAGGACCUGGUCCUUUGUGCCAAGUUCCCCAAGGACCCUGCAUGUGGGUGUAUAAAGGGAAGUCAAGUGAGGGCCGGUACAGCCUUUCAGCUCCAGCAAUCUGUUCAUUGGCUAUGAACACAGACCCCGGAGAUGAAGGCUCUGCUCCUGACCACAGGCUUCUUCCUGCUUGCUGCCCUGAGGGCCCAGAACUCCUCAUCCCUUGCUUUGAAUAACAGGCAAUUUUCUGGGAAGUGGUACAUGAAGGCCUUGGUGAUGAAAGACAACAUUCCAAUAAAGAAGGUCUAGCCCAUAUUUGUGUUGGUGCUGGACAACGGUGACUUGGAGUUUUCUUUCGCACAUACGAUGCAUGGCCAGUGUCUUGAAUUGGCCACCAUCUUGGAGCAAACAGAUGUGCCCAGCCAUUACUCAGCCUUUGAGGGGAAGAGCCAACUGGAGGUGCAGCUGUCUUCUGUGAAGGACCAUUGGCUGAUCUACUGUGAUGGGGAGAUGGAGGGCAUGCACUUCACAACCACUCAGCUCAUAGGAAAGGACCCCAAGGAAAACCUGGAGGCCUUGGAAGAAUUUAAGGCGUUCACACAGAAAAAGGGGCUUGUACCAGAGAACCUGGCCAUACUUGAGCAGAUGGACAAAUGUGAACCCAAGAGUGACUAGGAUCAUGGUGAACCAAGCUCCAAAGCCGCCCAAGACAGUACCGCCAGAACCUCUGUCCUGCGUGAUGUGGAAAGUGUACCCUGCUGGGCCAUCUGACUUCUCCUCUCUCUUCCCUAUUCUCUCCUCCUCCUCCUCCUCCUCCUCCUCCU